Molecule: messenger RNA, 1758 nt
Organism: Phragmites australis (common reed)
Lineage: Eukaryota; Viridiplantae; Streptophyta; Magnoliopsida; Poales; Poaceae
Product: transcription factor bHLH153-like
Exons: 6
Coding region: 840-1310 (156 amino acids)
Biological process (GO): regulation of transcription by RNA polymerase II
Cellular component (GO): nucleus
Molecular function (GO): protein dimerization activity; RNA polymerase II cis-regulatory region sequence-specific DNA binding; DNA-binding transcription factor activity, RNA polymerase II-specific
Source: RefSeq, a predicted model, not a curated record
CGUUCUCUUGCCUCAGUCUCCUCGAUCUCCAAACAGUUCUUGAAGUAAUAUACUAGUUCUGUAUACUUCUAGCUAGAUUCUUUAUAUCUGUGGUUAAUCGCUUCUGUAUCGCUUCUGUAUAGUUAGCAGUACACAGUACUAGCUAGCUGCACCAGUUUACCACGGUGACUUUUUCUUUGCUCAACCGUGGCGCCUCCACAAGUGCAUGGAUCGUAUCGACCGGCCCGCCUUGUUCUUGCAUCAGUUCCUCUCUUCCGUACACACACCGACACGGAGAGGGAGAGGGAGAGAGAGAGAGAGAAACACGGAGAGAGAAAGAGAGGAGGCAGCCAUGGAGACGACGGCGCAUGUAUGGCGUAUGCGGCGUAAUGCACGUACGUGUCAGUAGGCGCAGGCGCAGUGAGCCGAGUCUCGGUUGGCGCGCGUCCUUUCGGCACAGCUGGCCCUGGGGUGGACGGAUAUCCGGCUACGUCCGCGGCCCGAUUGAUUAGACGUGACCAGGCGUGAUUAGUCGUCUCUAAAGAGAAUUUAAUUGGCUCGCCGAGAGGUACUAAUUACGUCGCGACGAGGAGGGUACGAGCGUAUUAAAGGCUGCUAGUACAUACAGUACUUUAGUUGGCAGCUACCAGUAGCAAUAAGAACAGCACUCUUUCGCAAUUGCGAGACGGUGGAAACAUUGAUGAAGUGGUUUAGGACUUUGCGUCAAGGGGGUAAAUAGGGAGCAGCGAGAAAAAGGGGACUGAAAUUGGAAACAACCUAGUGCUACUGGACAAAUUCAUCAAUCAUGCAUGGUUUCUGCUGUGGAACCAGGGUGAAGAGAUAGCGAACAGGAGCAGGAGAUGAUGAUGGCUGAAGUGGCCAAUCACAGCAAAAGGAACCACACCGACAGCUACUUCAGUGGCAAAGCCGUCACCACCACCAGCUCAGAGGAAUUCGGAAGCAUGAGCUCCAAGAAGCCGAGGAAUACGAGCCCAAGAACCGCUCCCAUAUCACCAAGGGAGAAGAAGGACAAGAUUGGUGAGAGAGUGGCAGCGCUUCAGCAGCUCGUGUCACCAUUUGGAAAGACGGAUACAGCUUCUGUUCUGCAUGAGGCCUCGGGCUACAUCAAGUUCCUGCACCAGCAACUCGAGGUCCUGAGCUCCCCCUACAUGCGUGCUCCUCCGGCUGCUGGCGCUGCGCCCGAGGAUCCCGACCACUACAGUCUUCGGAACCGUGGCCUGUGCCUGGCGCCGGUGGACCUGACGCUGCAGCUGACCCAGAGCAAUGGGGCCGACCUGUGGGCGCCGGCGAACACGACCAGGCGCAGGUGAGGAGAAGUCCGCCUCAUUAGGAGCCAAGAACCGGGGUUUGGUCUGGACUCUGGAGGAAGUACUGCGUGUGCCGGGUGUAGAAUCACAAAUGCCUGAGCCUGACCCAAUUCAAUCUCCUAACAAGAAACCAAGCAAGCAUCCCUCUCAGCUUGUAUUAUAGUGACCUGUCUGUCUGUCUGAUCUCCCUUUAGCGCCGGGCAUAUAUGUAUGAUUACAAAUGGUGAGAAACUGCGCCUCUAUGUGAUAUGUAACUAUGUGUUUAGUAACAUGUUAGCAACCUAUUGCUGUCAGCAACUAAAGCAGCACCGAAGCAGUUCCUCAAGAUGCCCAGUUUUAUAUUACUGCAGUAGUUAUCAGGAUCAUGAUCCUAGUAGGAUCGUUUUUAUGCUUGACAGGAUGGGAUGGUAGAAUCAUGAUUCUAUCAGAUUUUAAAAAAUACAUAUAUUUU